Puccinia graminis f. sp. tritici CRL 75-36-700-3 is the source of this 351-nucleotide messenger RNA. RefSeq lists its product as uncharacterized. The record is from RefSeq and is a predicted model, not a curated record. The transcript has a single exon. The coding region runs from base 1 to 351 and encodes 116 amino acids. Lineage: Eukaryota; Fungi; Basidiomycota; Pucciniomycetes; Pucciniales; Pucciniaceae.
AUGAGUUCGGUCGAGCUGAGAAGAAUCGAGGAUCAAUUGGGCUCUCUCUGCCAUACCAUCCAGAGACUGGUGAACCUCUCACUCCCAUUCUACUAUCAUGAUCGGGAGCUGCUCAUGGCCCAAAUGACACGGAUCAAGUCUCUGCCCGACGAACUCUCGACUGAAUUCGACUCCUCUAUCCUCUUAUUAUGCUUCUAUCUCUUACCCCGAUCGGACGCUCAGAUCGAUCUUCCUCUAUCUGGAAAUCACUUCAAAACGUGGUUCCUUACCUUGAGAGAACACUUCUGUCUGGCUAUUGGCCACUUCCGAACUGCCCUAUAUCACUUCAAAGAUGAGAUUCACACGAUUUGA